AUGAGCUCACUGACAGCUCAGCGAGUCACCAAGGAGCGUCACCAUUUCACAACCAGUAACUGCUGCCGCUUCAAGGUCAGCUCCUGGGAGGCCAAAAUCGCAGAGCAAGAGGCUCUGGAAUCCUGUGGGGUGACAGCGUCCCCCCUGUCGCCCCACCGAGCCAAAGCCACGCUCCGCAUCCAUCGGCCCUUCCCGGAGCGCUCCCAGGGCAGGGAAAAUGGGCAGAGGAAAUAUGGGGGACCACCACCGGGCUGGGACGGCCCUCCACCAGAGAGGGGCUGUGAGAUCUUCAUUGGGAAACUGCCCCGAGACCUCUUUGAGGAUGAACUUAUCCCCCUCUGCGAAAAGAUUGGCAAAAUCUACGAGAUGAGGAUGAUGAUGGACUUCAAUGGCAACAACAGGGGCUACGCCUUUGUGACCUUCUCCAAUAAACAGGAGGCCAAGAAUGCAAUAAAGACACUCAAUAAUUAUGAAAUCAGGAACGGGAGACUCCUGGGCGUGUGUGCCAGCGUGGACAACUGCCGCCUGUUCGUGGGGGGCAUCCCCAAAACCAAGAAGAGGGAGGAAAUCCUGGCAGAGAUGAAGAAGGUCACGGACGGCGUCGUGGACGUCAUCGUCUACCCCAGCGCAGCCGAUAAAACCAAAAACAGGGGCUUUGCCUUCGUGGAGUACGAGAGCCACCGGGCAGCGGCCAUGGCCAGGAGGAAGCUGCUCCCAGGAAGGAUCCAGCUGUGGGGACACCCCAUCGCCGUGGACUGGGCAGAGCCAGAGGUGGAGGUGGAUGAGGACACCAUGUCCUCAGUGAAGAUCCUCUACGUGAGGAACCUCAUGCUCUCGACCACUGAGGAGACCAUAGAGAAGGAGUUCAACAGCAUCAAACCAGGUGCAGUGGAGAGAGUAAAGAAAAUUAGAGACUACGCCUUUGUGCACUUUAAUAAAAGAGAACACGCAGUGGAAGCCAUGAAAGCCUUGAAUGGGAAGGUGCUGGAUGGCUCCCCGAUCGAGGUGACCUUGGCCAAGCCGGUGGACAAGGACAGCUACGUGAGGUACACGCGUGGCACGGGAGGCAGGGCCCCGGUGCUGCAGGGGGACUACACCUACACCCUGGGACACCUGUACGACCCCGCCACCGCCUACCUGGGCGCCCCGGUCUUCUACGCGCCCCAGGCCUACGCGGCCAUCCCCAGCCUGCACUUCCCCGCCGCCAAGGGGCUCGGCAACAGGAGCAUCCUCCGGCCCCCCUCCGUCCGAGAAAUUUACAUGAAUGUACCUGUAGGGGCUGCGGGCGUCCGAGGCCUGGGAGGCCGCGGCUACCUGGCGUUCCCGGGGCUGGGCCGCGGAUACCAUCUCAAGGGAGACAAGAGGGGAGAGGAAAAGCUCUACGACCUCCUGCCAGGGAUGGAGCUCACCCCCAUGAACCACGUCACGCUAAAGCCCCAAGGGAUCAAACUCGCCCCUCAGAUCUUAGAAGAAAUCUGCCAGAAAAACAACUGGGGACAGCCUGUGUACCAGCUUCACUCUGCCAUUGGCCAGGAUCAAAGACAGCUCUUCCUCUACAAAAUCACCAUCCCUGCCCUUGCCAGCCAGAACCCCACCAUACACCCCUUCACGCCGCCCAAGCUCAGCGCCUACAUCGACGAGGCCAAGACCUACGCGGCAGAGUACACCCUGCAGACCCUGGGCAUCCCCGUGGAAGGGGCAGAGGUGCCUCCUGCAGCGCCAGCUUUCCCAGGAUACACCAUUGCCAACGCAGCUGCCACUGUCACAGCCACUCAGCUCAAGCAAGCAGUGACACUGGGACAAGAUUUGGCCACGUAUGCGACCUACGAAGCCUAUCCUGCCUUCGCUGUCGCCGCGCGGAGCGACGGCUACGGAGCCUUUUAACCAAAUUCCCUCAAACCCAGCACAGGCAGAAAAGGCAAAGAAAAACAAUCUCAGUCUGGUAAUUCAACACCCUCAUGAUUUUAAGCUAAUCUGUGGCCUAAGGUUCAUUUUAGUCGGAGUUUCAGUCUUGUAGGUCUUUAGUUUUGUAACGGGAUGUUUUGUAACAGUGGGGGAGAAGGAGAAAAUUUUUUAAAUGGUGCAAAAUCAGAUUUUCACACCAGAAAGCAAAAGCUCAGCCCAGGAAAUUAGAGGUUCUCAGGUGUAUAUAUAUAUUUUUAUAUGUAUAUAUAUUUAUACACCUAUUGUGUGUGUGUUUACAAGCAACAACCUGUGCUGAAAACAGUUGGUCCCAUGGCUCUUGUGACAAGGACUGGGGAAGGAUGGGGUGGCCUAGCAAACCCCUCUGUGCACCAGGAAUUCUCCUGCAUCCACCCCAAAGUUUCCCAGGCCAGGCAGAGCAGAAGUGCCCCUUGGCCACAUGAGUUUGCCUCUCCCUGCCCCUGAUACCCCCGUGCCACUCAAGGCUCUUUGAAAUUCUUCUUUGCCAAGGCAAAAAAACAUUUAUUCUAAACAUUUUUGCCCAGCCCAAGAGGCUAAUUUUUAACAGGUUUCUGUGCUAAUUUUAUUUUUAAAGUGGGGCACAAGAAUUCAGCAGAGCUUUCCCUUUUGCUUUGCACCCUCCCAGCCAUAUCUAAAAAUCAGCAAAUACCAGUGUAUUUUUGUG
Molecule: messenger RNA, 2608 nt
Organism: Pyrgilauda ruficollis (rufous-necked snowfinch)
Lineage: Eukaryota; Metazoa; Chordata; Aves; Passeriformes; Passeridae
Gene: A1CF
Product: APOBEC1 complementation factor
Exons: 11
Coding region: 1-1884 (627 amino acids)
Cellular component (GO): nucleus
Molecular function (GO): mRNA binding
Source: RefSeq, a predicted model, not a curated record